AGGACAUGUAUACCUCUGAGAAACCUUCUCCAACAGGAUACCUUGCUUCAAGAUCUGUCUUGGAUUAUAUGCAAAGAAGUUUCCAGUCAUGAGUGCAGAUGCUGAGCAGGAUGCUGCUAUCAAACUUGCCCAAGAACGAGCAGAAAUAGUUGCCAAGUAUGACAGGGGACGAGAGGGGGCACAGAUUGAGCCAUGGGAAGAUGCUGACUACCGUCUGUACAAAGUCACAGACAGAUUUGGGUUUCUCCAUCCAGAGGAGCUUCCUGUCCAUGAUGUAGCGAUAGAAAAGCAAAAGCACCUUGAAAUUGAAAGAACUACAAAAUGGCUUAAGAUGCUGAAAAGCUGGGAAAAAUACAAGAACAGUGAAAAGUUUCACAGGAGAAUUUAUAAAGGAAUCCCACUGCAGUUCAGAGGGCAAGUCUGGUCUUUACUACUUGAUGUCCCUAAAAUGAAAGAAGAAAUGAAAGACUUUUAUAAUAAAUUGAAGUGUCAAGCACGAGGGUCUUCACCAGAUAUUAGGCAAAUUGAUCUUGAUGUAAAUCGAACAUAUAGAGAUCAUAUCAUGUUUCGUGACAGAUACGGUGUUAAGCAACAGUCUUUAUUCCAUGUUUUAGCUGCAUAUUCCAUAUAUAACACGGAAGUUGGAUACUGUCAGGGAAUGAGCCAGAUCACAGCUUUACUCCUUAUGUACAUGAAUGAAGAAGAUGCCUUCUGGGCCUUGGUGAAGCUUCUCUCUGGUCCCAAGCACGCGAUGCAUGGUUUUUUUAUUCCUGGUUUUCCAAAACUGUUGAGGUUUCAAGAACAUCAUGACAAAAUACUGAAAAAAUUUUUGUCCAAGCUUAAGCAGCACUUGGACUCCCAGGAUAUGUCCACUAGCUUCUACACAACAAAGUGGUUUUUCCAGUGUUUCCUUGAUCGUACUCCCUUUACAUUAAGCCUCAGGAUAUGGGAUAUCUACAUACUUGAAGGAGAGAGGAUUCUCACUGCGAUGUCUUACACGAUUCUGAAACUGCACAGAAAGCAUCUGAUGAAAUUACAAAUGGAAGAGCUUGUAGAAUUUCUGCAGGAGUCUUUAGCCAAGGAUUUCUUCUAUGAAGAUGACUUUGUAAUAGACCAGCUCCAAAAUUCUAUAUCAGAAUUGAAACGAGCAAAGCUGGAUUUACCAGUAGCUGGUAAAGAAGAUGAAUUUCCAAAGAAGCCAUUGGGGCAGAUUCCAUCAGGACCACAGCCUGCUAUGGUUAACUCUACUCCAAUGCUUAAUGGACAGAACAGCACUGGUACACAAACAACAAGGACAGAGAGGAAACCAUCCCCAGGAGAAGAACCAGAAAGUUCACCAAAUAACCGGAAAAGAAUUAAUUCACUGGAAAAUAAACCUUCCUUAAAGCAGCAGAAAACUCGACCAAUAGAGACCCAAAGUAGCAUGCCUAAGAAUGAGGUAGACACCAGAAGAAAGCCUCAGCCAGUAGAGCAAGACAACUCGAGACAGUAUAAUAAUGCAGCUGCUAAUCAAAAUUCGAAUGCUACUUCAAAUACAAGAAGGGAAUUUGUACCUAAGUGGAAUAAACCAUCUGAUAUCAAAAUAAUUGAAAAAACAAUGAAGGGAAGGCCAAUAAACCAUUCAGUUUCAGGCCCACCACCAAGCCCUGGAGAAACUCAGCCUUUGAAUGUAAAGCAAAAGAUGAGGGUUUUGGAUGUUGAUGAAGGUAAGCGAGGGUCUAAUGCUUCUCAGUAUGACAAUGUUCUGGAAGUUGAGAAUGAGAAUCUUGUUGAAGAGAUGCUUGAGAGAGUCCUUCCACAGAGCCCUAGGCAUGUAGCGUAUCCUAAUAGUCCAAGAAAGCAAACUGAAAAAAUACCAGCUCCAUUAAAAAUACCCAACAAUUACACCUUCACUUCACAACCCAGAUCUCCAAAAUAUUCAUCACAAUCUGAUGGAUCCCCUCAUGGACUGAAUGUAAAACAGCCACUGCCAUACUACGGUAAUCCACCCACUUACCAUGGAAAUUCUCCAAAGCAUGUUUCCAGUGUAGGCAAUACAAGUUCUGCACCUCUGCAUUACCAUGGGAAUCGAACCAGCCCUUCUGGUAGGCCUCAUGGUUCUUUUAUUUCAGUAGAUUAUUCUCCAGAUAAACUGCAAAUGAAUUCCUAUCCUGUUAGUCGCCAAAAUCCUCUUUCACCAAACCCUGGUCAGAUAGAAGUAGCCCCUGUUGAUGCUUAUACCAGCAAUUCAAGGUCCCCCACAGGUGUCAAAUUCAUAAUCCCUCCUGUGGAUUAUUUACCAGAAGAAAGAAAGUGGCCAGAUGCAGCGUAUAUUUACAGACACGAACCCUACAGGCAGCCCUGGAGCCAAGAUGUUAACAAAGGCCACUUGGAUAAUUUCCAGAAAUACCAGCAUUUUCAGUCAAUGCCUUUUCAAGACCAUAGUCUUUCUGCUGUUUCUGUGGAUAGUCCAGUAAGAUACAGGACUUCACCAACCUUUGAGGAACAUGGUUCACCACAGUACCAAUAUUCCAGCCCAACAGCUCAAGCCCAGCACUAUCGAAACAGAACCGAUGGACUGUCUAUGCAUGAAUCUGUGCUUCUCUGAGAGUCUUGCCCAUUCUUAGUAAAAUGGCAAGAACCAAAAGCAGUUCAACAUUGCUGUGUUAGUACUAGUCCACCUCAGUUCUUCUGUGAAAUGCAGACAGCUUGUGUGACUCUCAACAACAACACUAUUUCAGAGAUGUUUCCGACUUUCAUUGAAGGCUAGUUGGGUUCUUAAGACUUGCAUUGAAGCUAUUGAAAGUGAUCUGAUGCACAUAGACAUAGCAAUAAGAUCAUAUACCCAAUAUGGUUAGUACUGUCAUUGUUCGUUACAUUUAAAUAACUUGUGUUACUGUCCUUCUGCCUAAAACCUGUAACACAUUUACAAGUUUUACUUUGACUGACAUUGUUAAUGCACUGUAUAAAUGUGUGUGCGCGCGCGUGUGAGUGUGCACUUAAAAUACACAAACCCAUGUAGAGAAGAGCUAAAGAGUUUAAAUGUAAAUGCAUUUAACUGUGGGCAAAGCUUGUGAAGAACUUUUAUUUCAUAUUAGUUUUUCUUUGUAAUUUAUUUGAGAAGCCAUUCAUUUUGAAUGGGAGUUUCUGUUGGUUUUAUAUAGCUGCCUCAGCAUCCCAGUAUCUGUUCUGGGCAGGAGAGAUGCUUUGGGAUUAUUAAUUUAAUCUUCUGUAGGAGUUAAUUUCCUCUCCUUUGACUACUGUUUGUCAUUUUCCUCAGUAAAAAGGAGCAGGCAGGCAAAAGCAGUAAGCCAAAAAUGUCUCUCUAAUCUGGCUUAGAAAUGGUGCUUAAAAUUCAGGGCAGUGUUUAGGUGCAUCAAAAGUGGAGAAUUUUUAUCUUCUCACCCAAAUCUACCUUGAGAAUGUCGUCCUAUAUGCAAAAUACUGGAGCACAGUGAGAGUAAUGCCAGAUACAGACACGGUGCUGCACCCUUCAGUUUUUGCCAUGCUGUGCUGUCAGCAUUUGUUUAGUAACAAACUGGUUGCAGGGCCAACUCUCACAAGUAUCACAGGAUGACCAGCUGCUUGAUUCUCUUGUGAAGUAUAUGCAGGAAUCUGAGAUUUAGGCCAGGCUGGGCAUUCCCUGAGCUGUGUGAGUUUGCAGUGUCCCUUCUCUUAAGCUCUGUCAUGUCAGUUCCAUUUUCUUUUGCCCUUUUUUUUACCCCAAAGAGCUGGUAGGUUCAUGGCUGCGAUUGGGCAUGUGCUGCUGUGCUCUCAGGCUGCUGAGAGACUGUGUGGUGUUUUACACUAAGAUGGUUCUGACUGUUAAUAGGAACCUUAGAGCCCUGGUAAUGUAAGUAUUUUUAAUUAGUCUUUGCAGCCUUUGCUACUUCACAUUUUCUUUUACUUGACUGUGAAUUGGGGGUGGAAAAAAAAGCAAGCAGGUUAAGUGGCAGAUGUAGGAUGCAGCUCUGAGAGCUGCUGGGUGCCGAGCAGUAAGUGCUGAACGCCCUGACCUCUCAUGGAAAGCAGUGGGAGUUGAGGCAGAUAAGGAUCUCGCCAGAAGAGGUCCUUGGAGCGCUUAACAGAAGGAUUUUUCUAAUACUUAAGUACCAAACAUAGAUAUCAACGCCUGUUUUGGAUUGUUUGGAAGGUUGUCCAGCUAUCUUUUGUUUUAUAAGUUUUGUUAACGGAAAACAUAGAAAUGGAUAUUUUUUUCCUUUAAAGAAUGAACUUUAGUGCCUAUAAUUGCUGCAGGUUGGCUCUGUAAGUUUGAAGGUACAGAAGUAAAACAAUUUUUACAAAUGGAAGUAACAUUUACUUAGUAUAUUUCAAAAAACUUUUUUUUGUGUGUGUGUAUAUAGUGUGUCUGAUGUAAUUUUUAAUGAACUGGGCAAUUUUAUAUUUUACAAAUCGCAAACUGCAGCGAAGUAACAGUAGCAAAGCACUACACUGAAACUCUGAACUAAAAUUGUGAAGAUAAAUAUGACUUGGGCUUUCCUUAGUUCUGAUUGCUUACAGCAGCAUAGAAAUGUAUGUAUAUAAUAUUGUGGCUAAGUGUAAUAAACUCAGUGUUUAAUGAUGGUUCUGUAAUUCAUAACAAAGCUGUACAAUUUGUUUGUGCAAGCAACGCAAGGCUCCAAAACAUGUAUCAGCAUUAGUAAAUACUGUAGAUUUUUAUAUAUAAAAUAUAUGCACACUAUUUUCUUAUGUCAUCUGCAACAGUUUUAUAACUGUGUAUCCUAUUUUGAUGUGACUGUAUUUUUAACAAGUUAAAAUAAUAAUAAUUAAGCUU
Molecule: messenger RNA, 4774 nt
Organism: Chaetura pelagica (chimney swift)
Lineage: Eukaryota; Metazoa; Chordata; Aves; Apodiformes; Apodidae
Gene: USP6NL
Product: USP6 N-terminal like
Exons: 14
Coding region: 89-2587 (832 amino acids)
Source: RefSeq, a predicted model, not a curated record